Papaver somniferum (opium poppy) is the source of this 1146-nucleotide messenger RNA. RefSeq names its product regulator of nonsense transcripts 1 homolog. The record is from RefSeq and is a predicted model, not a curated record. Bases 1 to 1146 code for a protein of 381 amino acids. The transcript has 6 exons. Lineage: Eukaryota; Viridiplantae; Streptophyta; Magnoliopsida; Ranunculales; Papaveraceae. Gene Ontology annotation, molecular function: helicase activity.
AUGGAGAAAAUUGGAACUAAUUCUGAAGUCCAGGAGUCAUUUCUCAAGUUUGCAAAAGACCGAUUCAGAGCUUUAGUGGUACCACUCAAAAGAAGCAUCAGAGUAUUAUGCACCCAUCUCCCUAAAAGACUUAUUUUGCCGUACAAUUUCGAAAAGAUAGUUACUCUCUAUGGUUUGCUUGAAUCUUUCGAAAUUUUGCUAUCUCAAAGUCAGGUGGCUGACAAGGAAUUAGAUGAAAUCUUUGCACAGCAAGAAAAUUAUUCCAAGGAGGCACAAGGAAGUCGAGCAUUUAAUUAUAUUUCAGGCACAUUAGACAAGAUAAGGAUUGAAACUGUGCAGGCUCUAAGAUCUAUCAGUCAUUCUCUUGGUGGUCGCCUUCCAACUUCUACCAACAGAAUGUCAAGUUCAUAUAAUCUGUACGAUGUGGACUUGGAACCACUGGAUUUGUUGGUAAUUGAUGAAGCUGCUCAGUUGAAAGAGUGUGAAUCAGUGAUUCCCAUGCAGCUUAAAGCUAUACAACACGCUGUCCUAAUUGGCAAUGAGUGCCAUCCACAAGCUAGAGUCAAAAGCAGGGUGUCUGUUGAAGCUGGCUUCGGAAGAAGUCUAUUUGAAAGGUUGGGUUUGUUGGGCAUUUGGAGGACCUUCUCAACAUGCAGACCUAUGUUUGGUCCCUAUUCAUUGAUAAAUAUUUCUAAUGGAAGGGAGGAGGCAGAUGAAGCUGGGCAUGGUAUCAAAAAUAUGGUUGAAGUGGCAGUUGUAGUGGCAAUAUUGCGAAACCUUUAUAAAGAGAAUAAAGUUGGUCAGAAAUAUGGGAAGCUAAAGGACUUUAAAGUGAAAGUGAUGUAUGCUGAUGGGUUCUAUGGUGGCGAGGAAGAUGUCAUAAUAAUAUCUACUGUCGGGUCUCAUCAUAGUUGGGAAUCAGAUGGGUUCCUGUCUAAUCCGCAACGUGCUAAUGUUGCUCUGACACGAGCUAGGCACUGCCUUUGGAUUUUGGGGAAUGACAAAAAGUUGUGUAAAAUUGGAUGUUUCUGGGAAGAUUUAAUUUGUGACGCGAAGCAGCGGCAAUGUUUUUUCGAUGCUGAUGAAGAUGAAGAGCUAGUGAAAGCAAUGAUUAAUGCCUUUGGCGCGUUACCCCGCAGGCCGUAA